GCGAGAGAGAGAGAGAGAGAGAGAGAAAUGUCCAUAGCAAUAUAAAAUCCUCUUGACUUCUUCAGACUCACACCGCAAGCAACCACAGAGAGAGAGAGAGAGAUGGAAAGUCGACUGAAGCAGAGAAUCUCUCGCAUGUUGCAGGCGCCUUUUCAGUCAUGUAGGUCUUCUGCAUCUUCUUCAUCAUCGAGCAAGAGCAAGAAAGACCCUUUGGACAUGGCCCAAAGCCCACGCUUUUACCCUUCUCGUCGCCUUUUCAAAAAUGAGACCAGGCCUCUUUUUAACACAAAAGGCAGAACCAGAACCAGAACCAGAACCGCCAUGGCUUCGAAUCCAGUGUUCUUUAGAGCUUCUCCAUUUGCUGAAAGCGAAGGAAGACUCUGCCCCCCUGUAACUCCCAUCUCUCCUCCAACUUCUUACCAUGAAACCAAAACCCAAAAUCAUAGAAAGAAGGAGUUCCAGAGAAAUGAUGACUUCUACAUCAACAAUUAUAGGUGGUGCACUUCCUCUUCAGAUACAGGGUGGUUCAGCAGUGAAGAAGGGGAAGAGAGAGAAAGAAGAGAGAGAGAAGAGGAAGUGGAGAGGUUGUUUUGGUCCAAGAGUUAUUCGUCUGAUUCCUCUGAUUUACAGUUAAUGAGUGGGAAGCAAAGGAGGAGGAGGAGGAGAGGAGAGAGAAAGCAAAGGAGGAAGAAGAGAGAGAAUGGCUCAAAGCCUAUGGUGGGUGAGGAGGUGAGAGUUGAGAAGAAAGUGAGAGAGAGUGUAGCAGUGGUGAAGAGAUCGAAGGAUCCAUAUAGUGAUUUUAGGGCGUCAAUGCUAGAGAUGAUAGUGCACAAACAAAUAUUUGGAGCUGAAGAACUAAAGCACCUACUACACUGCUUUCUCUCUCUGAACUCCUCUCACCACCAUCAUGUUAUUCUCCAGGCCUUCUCAGAGAUUUGCCAAGCUCUAUUCUCUAACACCUCUCUUUGCACCCCUGAAUCUCCUCUGCUAUCUUUCUCUCUCUAACUCUUUAUCUCUCUCUCUCUAUCUACUUUAUGUCGAAAUGUUUUUCUUUGAGUACAAUUUGGGUUCUUAUUUUAUCAGAUAUGUGCACUCUGUAUACGUUUCUUCUUUUCAUAAAUUUUCCUUUGAAUUUAUUAGUAUGUUUCA
Molecule: messenger RNA, 1149 nt
Organism: Amborella trichopoda
Lineage: Eukaryota; Viridiplantae; Streptophyta; Magnoliopsida; Amborellales; Amborellaceae
Source: RefSeq, a predicted model, not a curated record